Molecule: messenger RNA, 4818 nt
Organism: Diaporthe amygdali
Lineage: Eukaryota; Fungi; Ascomycota; Sordariomycetes; Diaporthales; Diaporthaceae
Exons: 3
Coding region: 1-4818 (1605 amino acids)
Biological process (GO): phospholipid translocation; endocytic recycling; post-Golgi vesicle-mediated transport
Cellular component (GO): plasma membrane
Molecular function (GO): ATP hydrolysis activity; magnesium ion binding; ATPase-coupled intramembrane lipid carrier activity
Source: RefSeq, a predicted model, not a curated record
AUGGCAGGCGGCAGCUCAGACCGGCGCAGUACCAGCAUAGACAUACUGCGCUCCGAGCUCGACAACAUCCAUGAGGCCGAAACCCUGGUGCCAUCUCGGCCGAGCCUAAGGGACGAAUCGCCCCCAGCUGGGGGCGAAUCAAUCGAGACCGGAAGACGCGCCAAUGCAGGAAGGAGCAGCUCAGCACGAAGGUCGAAUAGCAGCACUCGGAGAAGCGAGUCUGGGGCACAUAUCAGAUUCUCGGAUGAUGCAAGCCGUCGUGAAAAUCGCCGUGGGUACGGACCCUCCCACCUGCAGCUUGACACGGACCUCUACCCCAUCCAGAGCAGGGUUGAGGAUACCGAAGCCGCAAGGCGAUGGCGGGAGAGCCGAGAUGGUCCUUCACAGCCGGAGCUGUCAUCCCCAGUACUAGCUGGCGGGCUGGAAGCCGGGGAAUCGAACGCCAAUAGGGUCAGCUUCGCGUCGCAAGCGGUGGCCAGCUCCGGGCCGGCAGCUCGUCAUCGGCGGCUACGGCUCAGAGGGAUCGGGGGAAACGUAAAGAAUGUGGCAAGCGCCGCGGAAGCCAGCGCAAGGGUCUCACGCGCGAAAGACUGGGUGGCUCGACAGAGAGCUCGGACGAAGCGCCUCAAGAGGGCACCCACAGGCCGGCUGAAGUUGAGAGUUGCGGCUUUGUACAAGAAGUGGAUUUACGAAGGGCUCCUGCGCCAGAAGCCCCUGCCUCCAAGCGUCGAUGGGAGGCAUAUCCCUCUCAAUCCCGGCCAGGCUCGUCGCAAAAGCCUGACGGACGAGCGGACGGGAAAGCCGUACAUUUCAAACUUUAUCAGCAUGGCCAAGGAGGGCUGGGACGACUACAGAAGAUACAAGCUGGACAAGCUUGAGAACAGGACUGAGGUGUGGGUUCUGGACCCCGCUAGGAGCUUGUCAAGUGAGAAGCGGCACGGCAAGCUUCGAGAGAAAUUCCGAAGACGUCGUGAAGAUGUGGCUGGUGAGAUGCAAGAGCUGGACCGGGUAGAAGAGCGGGAAGACGAGAACCCCCCAUGGUCUGAAAAUGAAGACGUCCAGUGGUCCAAAGUGCAAUGGGAGGAAGUUCGUGUCGGCGAUAUCAUCAGACUACGCAGAGACGACAACAUCCCCGCCGACAUGGUGCUCCUUCAUGCCACGGGGCCCAAUGGCAUCGCUUACAUCGAAACGAUGGCACUGGAUGGCGAAACAAACUUGAAGAGCAAGCAGGCGUGUCCCCUCUUUACGAAACACUGUGGUUCUCUAUCGGCACUGAACUCAGUACAGGCGGAAGUGGUCUCGGAAGACCCCAAUCUAGACCUAUACAACUACGACGGCAGAGCUGUUGUCGAUGGAGAGGCCAUGCCUCUUACCCUGAACCAGGUCGUGUACAGGGGCUCGACACUGCGGAACACGAACGAGGCCGUCGGUAUUGUGAUCAAUACUGGGGAAGAAUGCAAGAUCCGCAUGAACGCGAGCAAGAACGUGCACGCCAAAGCACCAGCCAUGCAGUACAGGGUCAACAAAAUUGUCAUUCUUUUGGUUUUCGUUGUCAUCAUGCUCUCUGUCGGCUGUUCUAUCGGCAACAUCAUUUGGGUAGACGACUAUGAGAGGCAUGCAUGGUACUUGGACGACGGAUCAGUGGCUUUUGGUCAGAUUCUCAUCGGCUUCGUCAUCGCGUUCAAUACCCUGAUCCCAUUGAGUCUAUAUGUCUCCUUGGAAAUUGUCAAGAUUGGCCAGGUCAUGCUUUUAAGAGACAUCGAUAUGUAUGACCCUGUGUCGGACACCCCCAUGGUCGCUAAUACCACAACAAUCCUUGAAGACCUGGGUCAGGUCAGCUAUGUCUUUUCGGACAAGACAGGAACUCUGACGGAGAAUGUCAUGCGAUUUCGCAAGAUGAGUGUAGCGGGUACAGCAUGGCUGCACGACGUGGACCUGCGACGCGAGGCUGAGAUCAGGAAGAAAAGACAAGCACAGAUUGAGAUGUCAGGAGCCAAGUCCACCAAGGGCAAAGAGAAUCAGACCGCAAGAGCUUCCAUGCACACCAUGAGGUCGGAGCCUGUCGAGGAAUUCCUUCUCGAGGAGCAAGGAUCAAACCUGGGCCCAAUCCGGAGGGCAGACUCGGUCUGGACGUCUACAUCGCGACCGAGUAAUCCUCAGCAGUUGAGAACGGACGAUCUUAUUCAGUACAUACGGCGGAAGCCCAGCUCACCGUUCUCGAAGAAAGCGCGAUACUUCAUUCUGUGUAUUGCCUUGUGCCACACCUGCUUGCCAGAAAAGAAAGCAGAUGGUGAGAUACAGUUCCAAGCCGCUUCGCCUGAUGAGCUAGCGCUCGUUGAAGCAGCUCAAGAUCUCGGAUACCUUCUCAUUGAUCGCUCGUCGCAGAGCAUCAAGCUGGAACUUACAGACGAGAACGGUAUCACGGCAACCGAGACUUACGAGGUUCUGGAUGUCAUAGAAUUCAGCUCAAAGCGCAAACGGAUGUCCAUUAUUAUUCGCAAGCCAGACGGUCGGAUAUGUGUCUUCGUUAAAGGUGCUGACAAUGUUAUUCUGCCCCGGCUUGAGCAGAGCAGAUUAGCCAUGGAAACUGCCUCCGCCGUCGACCGCAGGGCUAGCCUGCGCAAGAGCAUGGAACAGGAAAAGGCUUUGCGGAAGAUGAGCCUGCACAGCGCGAGGAAUAGCACUUCUGUUGCUCGGGUGACCAGCAGUCUCACAAGUAGAGCAGGCAUAUUUGGGAGAAAGAGCACCACGAAGCGAUCUGCAAGCAUGCAAAGGAGACGAUCAAGUGCGCUUGUGGAUGAGGUUGACUCGUGGAUCACCAGUCGCGAAAGGGACACAUCUGGGAACGGAGAGAGUUACCAGUCUCAGCAACCCAGUGGGGCACGUGGGCUGUCGAUCGAACUGCUCCAGUCUCCGUUGGCAAUAGAUGACCCUUAUGACGGCAUGGUCGACGAGAAUGUUGCCGUGAGCGACAACGAAGUCUUCGAGCGCUGCUUCCAGCAUCUCGAUGAUUUCGCUUCCGAAGGCCUGCGCACUCUAGUGUAUGCCUAUCGCUACGUGCCUGAAGACGACUACAACCAGUGGAAAUCGGUCUAUCUCGAGGCAACCACGAGCCUUGUUGACCGCCAGACACGCAUCGAAGCUGCCGCCGAAAUCAUCGAGCAGGGCUUCGAGCUGGCUGGUGCUGCCGCCAUCGAAGAUAAGCUUCAGCAGGGUGUCCCGGAGACGAUUGACAAGCUUCGCCGUGCGAAUAUCAAGGUCUGGAUGCUCACGGGCGACAAGAGGGAGACAGCCAUCAAUAUCGCCCAUUCUGCGAGGAUAUGUAAGCCUUUCUCGGAGGUUUACAUUCUUGAUGCCACCGAGGGCGAGCUCCAGGAGAAAAUCGCCGCAACCCUCGUCGAGGUUGGACGCGGAAUGAUAAUGCAUCCUGUUGUUGUUAUCGAUGGGCAUACUCUUGGCGUGGUCGAAGACGACGAGUCGCUCAAGGUGUUGUUGUUUGACCUCGUGGCCCGCGUCGACUCUGUCGUUUGUUGCCGCGCUUCACCAGCGCAGAAGGCGACCCUCGUCAAGUGCAUCCGUACGCAAGUCCCGAAUUCUCUAACCCUGGCCAUAGGAGAUGGCGCAAACGAUAUCGCCAUGAUCCAAGCUUCCCACGUCGGUAUCGGCAUAUCGGGUCGUGAAGGUCUCCAGGCUGCCCGUAUAUCGGACUACUCCAUCGCGCAAUUCAGGUUUCUGCAGAAGCUCCUAUUUGUGCACGGGAGAUGGAACUACAUCAGGACUGGCAAGUACAUACUGGGCACUUUCUGGAAAGAGAUCGUCUUCUACAUCGUACAAGCCCUGUACCAGGAGUACAAUGGAUACACAGGGACGAGUCUAUACGAAUCUGCAUCCCUGGCCGUAUUCAACACCCUUUUCACAUCGCUAGCUGUCAUCCUGGUGGGUAUGUUCGAACAAGAUAUCAAAGCCGAGACCCUCCUUGCGGUGCCCGAGCUGUAUACCUACGGGCAGAAGAACAAGGCCUUCAACAACUGGAAGUACUUUGGCUGGAUCUCCAUGGCUGUCAUCGAAGCCGUGCUCAUCUACUACGGGGUCUGGGGCAUCUUCAUGAAGAUUAAUUUCAGCGUAGACAACACGCUCUUCGCCAUGGGUGACCUCGCAUUUACGGUGUGCGUCUUGUUUAUCAACAUUAAGAUGCUUGUCUUGGAGCUGCACAACAAGACCCUUGUCACUUUCAUCGGCUUUUUCAUCAGUGUCGCCGGCUGGUUUCUCUGGAAUCUGUUUCUCUCAGCUAUCUAUGAUUCGCGAGUUGGCCCGUACAUCGUGCGUAAGGCAUUCAUCUACAACUUCGGACGCCAGCCGACGUGGUGGCUCACCGCAAUCAUGGCGCUCGCCAUGGUCAUCGUUUUCGAGCUGGCAGUCAGCGCCGUGCGCCGCAUCUUCUGGCCCCAGGACCAGGAUCUGAUACAAGAGACUGAGAAGUACGCCGGCGUCCUGGACGUCAUGAAGGAGCAUGCUGCGGAGUUGGGCGAGGCCAGUGUCACUGCCGCCGGCGGAGACGGGAAGGGAGCGAGCCAGGACUUGGCGGCAAAUGUCCGCACAUCGCAGCAUGAGUGGAACGGCUACGGCCAGCGUGCUGGGAGGAGACGGAGUCGGAAGAUCAGCGGUGAUGUCUAUGCGGCACCGCCUUUCACGGCGACGCCGGAGGAGAGGGAUUUGGAUCCUCUGGAUGAUGCUGGGUCUCUUGUUGGGGCGUCCGGGGACAAUGUGAAGGGAAAGCGGCAGUCUGUCAGGACAAGUGCCUACCAGGUGGAUCCGUAG